Messenger RNA from Nicotiana tabacum (common tobacco), 720 nucleotides. RefSeq lists its product as uncharacterized. Gene Ontology annotation, molecular function: 3'-5' exonuclease activity; nucleic acid binding. The record is from RefSeq and is a predicted model, not a curated record. Gene Ontology annotation, cellular component: cytoplasm; nucleus. NCBI's taxonomy places the organism in Eukaryota, Viridiplantae, Streptophyta, Magnoliopsida, Solanales, Solanaceae.
AUGGCCAUGGAAGUCAGUUUACAACAUGAAAUUGACACUGAUGAUGACAUGCUCUACUUAACCACCAUACGACCAGCAAACAAAAAACCCAUCAUAUUGGAAACCUUAUGGCAUGGAAUAGAUUAUCCUAAUGAUUCCCUGGUCAUCGAUUGGAUUUCCAAAAUAAAAAAGUUUCAAGAGAAAAAGAAACAAAAGAAUCUAAUCUUGAGUCUUUUCCCUGAUCGUAAGGCACAAUACAAGAAUAGCGGCUUUUCAUACUAUGAUUGCAAAGGCCAAGUAUCAAAAGCUCCUUUUGAGCUCUUACAACUAUGUUUUGAUAAUCACUGCCUUUUCUACGAAUUCGAACAUUAUUACCCUCAUAAGAAAUAUCCGUUGGCUCUCUGGAAAUGUUUGUCUGAUAACAAGACAAUUGUAGUUGGUUUAGGGAUUGAGGAUGCGGUCAAGAAGCUCGAGAAGGAUUAUAAUAUAAAGAUUAGCAAUUGGGUUGAUUUGAGGGAUAAGGCUAGGGAAAAGGCUACUUUUGGUGAAAUUGCUAAUAAUUGUAGUGCGGAGAAAUUGGCUAACAAGGUUUUGGGUGAUGAAUGGGAUGUGAACAAGCCUGCUACCAUGGAAUGGUGGAAUCCAGAAGUUAAAUGGUUUCUUUCAGAUGAUAAUGUUAAAUUUGGAUCAUUGGAUUCUUUUCUUGCUUAUAGAAUUGGCGUAGAAUUGUUAAAAGAUUAA